This is a messenger RNA of Sodiomyces alkalinus F11, 1524 nucleotides long. Its product is annotated as glycolipid 2-alpha-mannosyltransferase. Gene Ontology annotation, biological process: cell wall mannoprotein biosynthetic process; protein N-linked glycosylation. The coding region runs from base 1 to 1524 and encodes 507 amino acids. The record is from RefSeq and is a predicted model, not a curated record. Gene Ontology annotation, molecular function: alpha-1,2-mannosyltransferase activity. Gene Ontology annotation, cellular component: Golgi apparatus; membrane. NCBI's taxonomy places the organism in Eukaryota, Fungi, Ascomycota, Sordariomycetes, Glomerellales, Plectosphaerellaceae. The transcript is spliced from 5 exons.
AUGGACAUCCUCAGGCGAAGCGUCAAGUCUGCACCGACCAGUCCAGCCUUCCUUCCCGUUUCCGACGACAGAUUCUCCAGACAUUCUCGCUCCAGCAGGUUAUCGUCGCGCAUUGCGUUCCUGAGGAAACCUCUCCGUUUACGCGGCAAUUCCACCGUCUCCAUCCCGCUCGGCGUUGUCAUUGCCUUCCCUUUGAUCGUCGUUAUCCUCAUCCUCGUUCUCUUCGUCAGCCAUCCCAGCUCGCCCGGGAGGAUAUUAAUGCCCCCUGGGCCUCCUCCCGCUAUUCGAAAGAUCAGCGAACAAUAUGAUAAAGUCUUCCAGGAAGGGUGCCGCGAAAUCGACACCACUCAGCCCCGCGCCAACGCCACGUUCGUAGUCUUGGCCCGGAAUACGGAAAUCGACGGCGUCGUCCAGUCUAUGAAGGCUAUCGAGCGCCACUUCAACCGCUGGUACAACUACCCUUAUGUCUUCCUCAACGAUGUCGAGUUCGACGACAACUUCAAGAACACCGUGCGGAACUACACCUCCGCCACCAUCGAGUUUGGCCUCGUCGGGCCCGACAUGUGGGGGUAUCCCGAUUGGAUCGACCCCAACGUCGCCAAGGAGGGCAUUGCCAAACAGGGCGACGCUGCCGUCAUGUACGGCGGUAUGGAGAGCUACCAUUCCAUGUGCCGCUUCUACUCGGGAUUCUUCUACAAACACGAGCUCCUGAUGAAGUACGAAUGGUACUGGCGCCUCGAGCCGGAGGUCAGCUAUUUUUGCGACAUCACCUACGACCCUUUCCAAGAAAUGACCAAGGCGAACAAGACAUACGGAUUUACCAUUGCCGUAAAAGAACUCCGCGAGACCGUCCCCAACAUCUUCCGAUACGCGUCGGCCUACAAGCGGAACAAGGGAUUGAAGUCCAAGGGCCUCUGGGAGAUGUUCGUGGAACCCGUCGAGCCCAAGGAGGACGGCUCUGGCAGCGAGGACUCGUCCGAGAAGGUCCUGCAGAACCAGUCUCCGAACCAUAACAACAAUGCGUCCCCGAAGAUUGACCCAGAGUCGAUGGAAGGAGAGACGUAUAAUAUGUGCCAUUUCUGGUCCAACUUUGAGAUUGCCAAGCUCAGCUGGUUCCGGAGUAGGGAGUAUGAAGAGUUUUUCGAAACCAUGGACCGUAGCGGAGGCUUCUGGAUGGAGCGGUGGGGAGACGCGCCCGUCCAUUCCCUGGCCGCCGGAGCCCUCCUUGGCCCUGGCGACAUCCAUUACUUCCGCGACUUGGGCUACCGACACACCACCAUCCAACACUGCCCUGCCAACGCGCCGGGGAAGCAAUUACCACGGCAGAAGUACCUCGAGACGACGACACAGGACGAGCAGGCACGCAUUGCCGAGGACGACUACUGGGAGCACUGGGACGAGGCGAAGGAGAACGGGGUGGGCUGCCGGUGCCGGUGCGACACCGACAUUGUCGACGUCGAGGGCAAGGAGGGGUCGUGUCUUGCAGAGUGGGUCGACGUUGCGGGCGGCUGGGCCAGUCCCUGA